CAUGCAUUGCCCAUAUUCCAAUAAGCCAAUAACCUACCAUAAAGACUACCUUCUGCUCAGAAUAAGAACAAGCACAGAAGGUUCUGAGACCUUCUGUACCUGCCGGUGACAGGUGAAACAGAGAUAGAAUAUUUUUAAGCUUGAGGCCUUAAGCACCUGUAUGGACCAAAAUUAUUUAUAAUAAUUAUUUGUUGAUUCUACAUUAUACUCUGAAGAAAAGGAAACUUGAGGAAAAAUUACUUUGAAAAAAUAGAUAACUUGAGCUCAUGCAGUUGAAAAUUAACGAAAAAUGAAGACAACAAUAACUUUUGUUUUACUAUUCUUCUGCUUGAAUGUUCAUAGUCAAGGUCUGCAGGGCAUUAGCGAUGAUGAUCUAUUAGAAUUAAUAAGGGAUAAAGAAAAACUAAUUGUUUUGUUCACAAAGUCAAAUUGUGAAACAUGCAAGUUGUUAGAAGAACACAUAGAGAGUUUGCAAGAGGAUUUUAAGAAAGAAAUGAAUGCAGUAGGUGUGAAAGUGACUAACAGUCACAUGGCAAGAUUAUAUAAUCCAGGAAAAGAACCAGCACUGGUUUUCUUUAGGCAUGGUGUCCCUUUACUAUACAAUGGUGAAGCUGAUGAAAAUGAAAUAUAUGGUUUCUUUGAAAAAAACCAAUCACCUGCAGUCAAAGAGCUUAAUGAUAAGAUUUUUGAGCAUAUUACUCAGGCUGCUACCGGUGCAACCACUGGAGACUGGUUUGUGAUGUUUUACGGCGCAUCUUGUGUAGAGUGUCAAAGAUUACAUGCAGUUUGGGAGAGUGUGGGUGCCACUUUAAGGGGACGCAUUAAUGUUGCUCGAAUUGACGGCAAUUUAGCUGGUGUGAAUACAGCUAAACGAUUUCAAGUUACUUCAUUGCCUGCCUUCCUCUUUUUCCGUCUUGGUAAAGUUUAUAAGUAUGAUAUACCAAAGCGGGAUGUGAAGUCUUUCGUUAUAUUCGCUGAAGAGUGGUACAAAAAUACUAAAGGCACACCAGUUCCUUUACUUGCUUCACCUUUUGAUGAUGUUGUUGACUGGUCUGUAGAAAUGAUCAAAUUCAGCAUAGCAUUCGGAUUGGAUCUACUGGCGAAAUAUCCUUGGAUUUGGCAAAUAGGUUUAGCUGGUUUUGGUUUGGUGGCAAUUACUGCAUUAAUAGCACUGCUAAAGGCAGGAAGGUCUAAACCUGCCAAAAGUGUUAAGAAAGAAAAGAAAAGUAAAUAGCCUAUUGUUUGUAUUACGUAACUUGUAAUACGUAUGAGUAUUCACUUGGAAUUUUGGAUAUGAAUUUGUAUCUGUUUUACAUAUCUUGGACUAUGUGCAUUGGUUAGGGAAAAUAUAGGUAAUUCAAUUAUAAGACUUGAAAAUGUAUCUCUAUUAGUAGGAAAACACAAAAAUGACCAAUCUUAAAUCAGGAGUGAGAUGUAAUUGCAUUUAUUUGAGACUUCAAUCUAUGUAAGAAUUAAGAGUAUAAUGCGUUUUUGUCUUUUCAUAAACUAACGAUUUUUUUUAUUAGAAAACUGAAUUUAGAUAUCCAAUAAUACAUAAAGGUGCAUAGAAGAAUUACAUUUGAAUAGCUCCAUGGAUGGAUUAGGGCAGUGCUUAAGCUUUUAAAAUUUUAUUACUAAUGCCUAUGGCCUAUUAAGGAAUAAUUUUACAAUUCAUUGUUUACAUGCUUUUAUAUUACUAAUAUUACAAGGGUUAUCAGCUCAUUAACCUCGUAGAAUAGCUUAAGUUCUGAACCAAUUGCUUAAGGCGUAGCAGAAAACUAAGUUUUAUUUUCGGGACAUUGGUACUUACUACUACAACCUUUUUUACAACAAAACGAAAGCUAAUAUCCGUCCACCCUAUAAAUCAAUCUUAAUUUUUAAAUGAUGUGAUAGUAUAUGUAUAUUGUGUAGGUAAUAAAAAUAUUUUUUUUAUUAAAUAUAUUUUAUUAAUGAAAUUGCA
Molecule: messenger RNA, 1960 nt
Organism: Manduca sexta (tobacco hornworm)
Lineage: Eukaryota; Metazoa; Arthropoda; Insecta; Lepidoptera; Sphingidae
Product: thioredoxin domain-containing protein
Source: RefSeq, a predicted model, not a curated record